AUGUCACUCGAAACGCUGUCUACGAUAUCUCCUACCACCAACUCUGCUGUUAUCACCCGUCAAGCUCUCCCUCCACAGGAGAUUGAACGUCUUCCAGCUAUCGGUCAGGAAGCAUUUGCGUCGUAUCGCAAAUCCCAUCCUACCCUUGGAAGCCGGCAAGAAGUGGUGGCCAAAGCAUUAGAUCUAUUAUCACGAAGGAAAGAUGUAUUGGCUAAGGAAUUGACGGAGCAAAUGGGCAGGCCAAUAGCGUACACAGGGAUUGAGAUUGAUACAACCGUCAAGCGAGGCCAGUACUUGAACAGAAUAGCCGGGGAGGUAUUGUCAGAGGAUGUACCGGGAGAUCCGGAAAAAGGGUUCAGGAGGUUCAUCAGAAGAGAACCAGUCGGUGUCGUGCUGAUUAUCUUUGCGUGGAACUAUCCCUAUCUUAUUCUUAUCAACUCCCUUCUUCCCGCCCUUCUUGCUGGCAAUACUGUAAUUCUCAAACCUUCACCACAAACCCCUACUAUCGUUGAACACAUGUCAGAAAUCUUCACCGAAGCCGGUCUCCCCAAGAACGUACUGCAGUACUUUCAUUGCGGUUCUCCAUCUCAUGUUGAAUUGAUAGUCCGCUCCCCACAAAUCAAUCACAUCUGCUUCACAGGCUCGGUUGCAGGUGGCCUCGCUGUCCAAAAAGCAGCGGCGGACCGAAUCGUCAAUGUCGGUCUCGAACUUGGCGGCAAAGACCCGGCAUACGUCCGACCAGAUGUCGAACCCCAUUGGGCGGCCUCAGAAAUAAUUGAUGGCGCAAUCUUCAACUCGGGUCAAUCCUGUUGCGCCAUUGAGCGAGUCUACGUCCAUAACGACAUCUAUGAACCCUUUAUUAACGCCUGCAAAGCCACUCUCUCCAAAUACAAAGUCGGCGAUCCCAUGGACAAAUCCACCCAAAUCGGCCCGGUCAUCUCAACUCGUGCAAAAGAAACAAUCCGCUCCCAGAUCGAUGAAGCCCUAAAAGCGGGUGCCAAAGACGAAACCCCCCCAAACUCCUCAUUCGAGAACCUACCCCAACAAGGAAACUUCAUCAAACCCACCCUCCUCACUCACGUCAACCACUCAAUGUCCAUCAUGCAGGAUGAGACUUUUGGCCCCGUCAUCCCCAUCAUGUCCGUCCCCUCCGACACUGCCGCCGUCAAAUACAUGAAUGAUUCUCAGUUCGGACUGACCGCGUCGAUAUGGACCAAAGAUGUAGGUGUAGGAGAGGAGUUGGCGGGAAAAGUGGAGGCCGGCACGGUGUUUGUCAAUAGAUCGGAUUUUCCGAGUCCCGAUCUGGCGUGGACGGGUUGGAAGGAUAGCGGCAAAGGGGUCACGUUGAGUCGGUUUGGCUUUGAGCAGUUUGUCAAGCUUAAGAGCUUUCACUUAAAGGAUUAUCCAGGGAGGUGA
Endocarpon pusillum Z07020 is the source of this 1416-nucleotide messenger RNA. RefSeq lists its product as uncharacterized. The coding region runs from base 1 to 1416 and encodes 471 amino acids. Lineage: Eukaryota; Fungi; Ascomycota; Eurotiomycetes; Verrucariales; Verrucariaceae. Gene Ontology annotation, molecular function: aldehyde dehydrogenase (NAD+) activity. The record is from RefSeq and is a predicted model, not a curated record. The transcript is spliced from 2 exons.